This is a messenger RNA of Pocillopora verrucosa, 1745 nucleotides long. Its product is annotated as insulin gene enhancer protein ISL-1. NCBI's taxonomy places the organism in Eukaryota, Metazoa, Cnidaria, Anthozoa, Scleractinia, Pocilloporidae. Gene Ontology annotation, biological process: axonogenesis; neuron fate specification; positive regulation of transcription by RNA polymerase II. The record is from RefSeq and is a predicted model, not a curated record. Gene Ontology annotation, molecular function: DNA-binding transcription factor activity, RNA polymerase II-specific; DNA binding.
UAUAAUGUCUUUCUUUGCAUAGACCGACUUUGAAACAAAAAACCUUCGGUUGUUAUUCACGCGGUUUUCAGUGAAUGGUCCGGACAGUUUACUUUUUCCUCAUAGCGUGAAAUUUUUCGGUGGUGUUCUAAUCUUCCGACUUCAAAAUUCCGCGGGUAACUCUGGCAAAAUAGAUAUUCAACUUUCGUGUUAAUGAGUGUUCAGUGAUGUUUGGCCGAAUACGUCCUUGAGGCUCAAGUCUAAUCACAAUACGGCUCGAGGAGAGAUCCCCUAAAUUUGUGUGCCAAGCCAUCAAUUGAAAGAGAGACCAAACAUUAGCUGGCACAGCGGGCGGUCUUUGGUUCAGUAAAAACCCCAGGCUUCUGCUUUAACUUCAUUGAUUUAAAAUUUUGACGUGUUACAUGAAGGGCCAGUUUGCAUUGGACAUGGAGACCAUCAACACUAAAGAGAAGCGUCGAAUAUCUAUGUGUGUCGGCUGCGGAUCUCAGAUUCAAGACCAGUACAUUCUCCGCGUAGCACCCGACUUGGAGUGGCACGCAGGCUGUCUCAAAUGCGCGGACUGCCACACGUAUCUGGACGAGACAUGUACUUGUUUUGUGCGCGACGGAAAGACGUACUGCAAACGUGAUUAUGUUAGGUUGUUUGGCACAAAGUGCGCCAAGUGCUCCCGGUCGGUGACCAAAAAUGAUUUCGUGAUGAGGGCCAAGAAUCAAAUCUAUCACAUAGACUGUUUUCGCUGCAUCGCCUGCAGUAGACAGCUAGUACCAGGAGACGAAUUUGCUCUGCGGGAGGAUGGGUUAUUUUGUAAAGAAGACAACGAAAUUGUGGAGAAAGCUACGGCAACAGCUCAAGCGGCUCAUGCUCGCGGAGGACAAAGAUCUUCGUCUCAAUCAUCAGCGCACUCAAACGGCCAACCGGAUGGCUCACCGACGCGACGUGGGAAAUCAGAAAAAACGACGAGGGUUCGCACCGUGUUGAACGAAAAGCAGUUGCACACUUUACGGACGUGCUACGCGGCGAAUCCGCGACCCGAUGCGAUGAUGAAGGAACAGUUAGUGGAGAUGACAGGGCUGAGUCCUCGAGUGAUACGAGUGUGGUUUCAGAAUAAACGCUGUAAGGACAAGAAGAAAUCUAUGAUGCUUAACAAAACUUCCUCGCAUCACCAACAUCAGGGACCAGGUUCAGACGACGGGCAGAGUCCGACGGGUAGCUCUCCGAAUGCAAUUUCCCGCUCCCUACCGCCAUCAGCUAUUUCGGGUGUUCAGACGUAUUCUACGAAUUUAACUCCACCUUCGCUAAGACCGCCAGCUGACGUCUCACUGAGCGAUCUACCCGGAUAUCAGCCUUGGAAGGCUCUCAAUGAAUUCGCUUUACACAACGAUAUGGAUCAAGGUCCGUUUCAACAACUGGUGCAGUUUUCGGAGCAGGCGCCCCAUUUGGUAUCGCGAACGCAUGAAGGAAUAGGGGCAAAUUGAAAUCCUCGACUCCUCGACCAAAGACUUUCUAUCCUAAGGAACUUAUGAGGAGUGGACGUCCAACGAAUGGCACACGCUCAUCUUCCGAAAAUCUUAAUUUAUUUCUUCUAUCGCAAGCCGCAACGAACAUUCUAUUUAGCGUAAGUUCAGCAUGAAUUAUGGCAAGGGGCAUAACAUUAUGCUCUUGUGUCGACAGUGUAUAUAUCCUAUAGGAUCCGUUUCACGGGAUGAGAGAGAGACGUUCUCAAUAAAGAUAAAAGUACAUCAGGA